Molecule: messenger RNA, 2896 nt
Organism: Osmerus eperlanus (European smelt)
Lineage: Eukaryota; Metazoa; Chordata; Actinopteri; Osmeriformes; Osmeridae
Gene: clk2a
Product: CDC-like kinase 2a
Exons: 13
Coding region: 184-1785 (533 amino acids)
Biological process (GO): regulation of RNA splicing; peptidyl-tyrosine phosphorylation
Cellular component (GO): nucleus
Molecular function (GO): ATP binding; protein serine/threonine kinase activity; protein tyrosine kinase activity
Source: RefSeq, a predicted model, not a curated record
ACGGGGGAGGAGUAACGGAGCAAGUCCACUCACUGCCAGACAGACACCCAACACAGCCAGGCAGCUAGCUGGCUAGCUAGGAUUUUUUGUAAAUUUGCUAGCUUGCCAGAACACGAAAACAAGAAUCGAAGCGCCAACACGGAUUUCUUGUGGGACAAACGCACAGGCCUCGCUGCUAGAACGAUGCCUCACUCGAGACGGUUUCCGUCUUCGGAGCGAGCCAGCCGGAGCAGCUUCCAGGACCGGUAUCGGGAGAGAGACAGAGACCGGGGUCGCAAGCAGCGUCUCCGGAGGUCGCCCUCUUUUUCAUCGAGCAGUGACCGGGAGAGGGACCGAGACAGAGAUCGCAGAGGACGGGGACACAGACAGGAAGUCAGCUAUGCACGCUCGAGGAGUCGUCUUCCCCUUCUCUCCCUGUUUUUCAGCUACGACAAUCGUUCAGCAGAGCGCAGGCCUUUCGACCGGCGCUACUGCGAGGGCUACAGAAGACUGGAGCAUGAGCGCGAGCACGGCACCGCCGGGGAAGGCUACUACGCCCGCGACUUCUCCCCGGCCAUGUACGACUACAGGCGGGGCCGCGACCGAGAGUGGGAGGAGUCGCACCGCCAGAAAGGCAGCAGGCGUAAGCACAAACGAAGGCGACGUAGAACAAGGUCCUAUAGCCCAUCCUCUUCGAGGAGCGUCAGCCGGACAAGAGCUCUGAGUGUGAGGGACGACGAGGAGGGUCACCUGAUCUGCCGGACUGGGGACGUCCUGCAAGAGAGAUACGAAAUCCUCAACACGCUGGGGGAAGGAACGUUUGGCCGGGUGAUGCAGUGUGUCGACCACCGCAGGGGCGGGGCCAACGUCGCUCUGAAGAUCAUCAAGAACGUGGAGAAGUACAAGGAAGCGGCGCGUCUGGAGAUCAACGUUCUGGAGAGGAUCAACGAGAAGGACCCAGAGAACAAACACCUGUGUGUCCAGAUGCACGACUGGUUCGACUACCACGGCCACAUGUGCAUCUCCUUCGAGCUGCUGGCCCUUAGCACCUUCGACUUCCUAAAGGAGAACAACUAUCUGCCUUACUCCAUCAGCCAGGUCCGCCACAUGGCCUACCAGGUCUGCCUGGCCGUCAAAUUUCUCCAUGACAACAAGCUGACCCACACAGACCUGAAACCAGAAAACAUCCUGUUUGUUAACUCAGACUUCACCAUGACCUACAAUGUAGAAAAGAAGCGAGACGAGCGCACGGUGAAGAGCACAGCCGUGAGGGUGGUGGACUUUGGCAGCGCCACGUUCGACCACGAGCACCACAGCACCAUCGUGUCCACCCGGCACUACCGCGCCCCCGAGGUCAUACUAGAGCUGGGCUGGAGUCAGCCCUGUGACGUAUGGAGCAUUGGUUGCAUCCUGUUCGAGUACUACCUGGGCUUCACGCUGUUCCAGACGCAUGACAACAGAGAGCAUCUGGCCAUGAUGGAGAGAAUCCUGGGCCCAGUGCCUUCCAGAAUGAUCCGCAAGACCAGGAAACAGAAGUAUUUCUACCGAGGCCGUCUGGACUGGGACGAGAGCUCGUCUGCAGGGAAGUACGUGAGGGAGAACUGCAAGCCUCUGCGGAGGUACCUGCUGUCUGAGGCAGAGGAUCACCACCAGCUGUUUGACCUGAUCGAGAGCAUGCUGGAGUACGAGCCGUCUAAGCGCCUGGCGCUGGCUGACUCCCUGAAACACCCCUUCUUCGAGGCGGGGGUGGCAGGCGACCCAGCGGGAGGGAAGAGCUGGGAGGGGAACCGCGACAUCAGCCGGUGACACAGGGCCUCCCCUGACCCCCCCCCCCCCCCCCCCUCCCCGACCCCUGACCUGUUGGAGGCUGAGCGCAGACUAGGUGUGUCAGGUGAGGCCUGUCGCUGUCUCAGGGUGUUCUCGUGAUCUGGUCUUCGUAGCAUGGACUUCCUCUCUCCCUCCUGCUCCCAGCACACCCAGACUGCUUCCCCAGCCAGACACCCAGAGAGAGACAGACCCUCAGCUAGACUGCAGAUGACAACUGUGGGAAGGAAUCAAGGAGUUCAGUUCUCACCUCCCUUCCCUCUCUGUCGGGGUACAGUGACCAAGAAAGGAUCGUUUUACCCCCCAGCUAAAGCAGACCCCCCCCCCCCCCUUCGCCUUCCCUCUGCAUGUGCUGGAGAGGAGGGACUUUUCUGAACGUAUGGAGCUGCGCUGCGUUUGGGAGGCAGAACCGCAGCCUGUGAGCGACGGCGAACCCCUUGGGUUUGAAGCGAGGCUUGAGACACAGCCAAGAGCAGAAUUGUGUUUGCUCGUUCUGUGAAAGACAACAUGGAAUGUUUGGCUCUCGUUUGAGCUGGUGAGAUGACAAGUCUAGGCAGUGAUGAACACUCCACCCAUAUGGGCCUGUGUAGCCUCUAUUAUAGAUAAAUAGUUAUUUCUGUUACGUUAUGCAGCGCUUUGUGUGGGGGGCUGGAUUAAUACGCCGGCAUUAUAAUGUAUUGUUCACUUUUUUUUUUCCCCCAACUGUUUUAUUUUAAUUUUUUUGGCUGUCCUUUCUCUUAUCUUCUUGGGAAGUCCUGACUCAUAAACAAACACACACACACAUACACAAACUGCCUUUUUCCAUGUGUGAAGGAUUCAGGCCUGUGGUCUAUGAGAUUAAGCACACAUCCAGGACAGGCUCCAGACAAGACAUAGCAUGUGUUUACAGUAUUUAUUAUGGAAGCAACAGUGCCCCCGCCCCCCUCCUCCAUUGUACAUAAGUUUGUUUUGUAUGAAUUUAAAUGUAUAAACCUGUAUAUAUGUACGAUUGUGUAGAAAUAAAGAUUAGUCCUCCCUGCCGAGGCUUAUAGCCUGAUCCGUGUCAGCUUUAGCCUCUGGCAGAGUCAAAGGGAGGCGGUUUGUCUUUAAAUAA